AUGGUUACCUCUCCUUCGAAUAUCCAACCUUCUUACCAUUCUCGCUCAAACAGCUUGCCUUCAAGGGAACACCCCAUCACUUCACAAAUUGAUGAGAAUCUGAACCGAUUGAGGGCAUCUAAAUCGGCCUCUACAUCAUCAUCAAUCGGCCAUAAACUAAAUGGUCUUCAAGAUUUGCAUGAAUAUGUUGAUACGUUGCUUCAGUUGCCACUCACUCAACAAGCUCUAGCCCAAAAGCAGCAAUGGCAAUGGGUUGAAGAACUUUUGGAUGCAUCUCUCAUGCUCUUGGAUGCAUGUAGCACUGCCAAGGAUGCCUUGUUGCAAACCAAGGAGGGCACACAAGAACUUCAAUCAAUUUUUCGCAGAAGACGAGACGUUGAAGGGCUUGUUGAUGAGGUUAGGAAAUACUUAACCUCCAGGAAGGCGGUGAAAAAGGCAGUCUGUAAGGCCUUAAAGAAUUUGAAGCGCAUGGAAAAUAAACUUAGCAGCUGUUCCUUCAGCAAGGAUGGUGAAAAUGUAGCUGUGGUCAGCAUCUUAAAAGAAGUAGAAGCAGUUACCAUAAGCGUGCUCAAAUCCUUCUUGUCCUUUAUUUCAGGGCCAGAAACAGAAUCAAAGUUGAGCCGCUGGUCACUAGUUUCCAAAUUAAUGCACCAGAAAAGAGUAAUCUGUGAGGAAGAAGAACAAAAAACAAAUGAAAUUGCAAAUGCUGAAGCUGCAAUGCGUUCCUUCAUCAAAUCUGCAAACAUGAAGCACGUUGAGAAAGUGCAAAAUGAGCUCCAAAGCUCAGAGUUAUGCAUUCAAGAUCUUGAAGAAGGGCUUGAAAGUCUCUGUAGGCGUUCGAUCAAUGCCAGAGUCACUGUCCAUUACUUUGCCUCAAAACAAAUUGACCUUGUGGUUGCUCUAAAAGAUUUAAUAGAGGAAAAACAGAGCACUAUCAGAUUGCUAUAUAUGUAA
Messenger RNA from Durio zibethinus, 954 nucleotides. RefSeq lists its product as uncharacterized. Lineage: Eukaryota; Viridiplantae; Streptophyta; Magnoliopsida; Malvales; Malvaceae. Gene Ontology annotation, biological process: shoot system development; root development. The record is from RefSeq and is a predicted model, not a curated record.